Molecule: messenger RNA, 2400 nt
Organism: Tribolium castaneum (red flour beetle)
Lineage: Eukaryota; Metazoa; Arthropoda; Insecta; Coleoptera; Tenebrionidae
Product: glutamate receptor ionotropic, kainate glr-3
Exons: 8
Coding region: 57-2273 (738 amino acids)
Cellular component (GO): membrane
Molecular function (GO): ligand-gated monoatomic ion channel activity
Source: RefSeq, a predicted model, not a curated record
UUAUUAUUCAAAUCCAAUUUACAUGGGAUUUUCGUGUUUGAAGUGUCAGUCUCGAAAUGAAUCUCGUACUGUUGGGUGCUGUCUUUUUGGUCAGUUAUUCUUCGCAAAAUAAUAACUCUAAAAUUAAAUCACUUUUGCACAAUGACGCGACUGAAGAUGAGCAUAAUUUUCAAUUACUUUUAGAAGAAGUGAUGAUAAAAAACUUGCUUCCGUACAAAUGUGUUGUUCUAAUAAGUGACGAUAUUUACGGUGGUACUUUUACAAAGUCGUGGUACCGCAGAUUUGGCCCUUUUAUCACUUUUGUUGUGAUACGUGUGGAUGAAUAUGAAGAUUUGCUUUCCCCAUUUGAAGAAACUCAGGCUUGUCUAGACACUGCAAAAAACGAAGGUUGUCAAAUGUACCUAAUUCUCCUAUCAAAUGCCCUUCAAGUCUCGCGUUUGCUACGUUUUGGCGACAAGUACCGUGUUAUCAACACCCGUGCGAAAUUUGUUCUCCUUUAUGACAACCGCCUUUUCGACAAACCCCUUUUCUACCUUUGGAAACGCAUAAUCAAUGUGAUUUUUAUCCGGCGAUACAGUGGUCAAAAAUCAGACACCAAGAAAAACAUGCCUUGGUACGAAAUCACCACCGUACCAUUCCCCACUCAAAUCACCUCAAUCCUCAUCCCUCGUCGAUUAGACAUUUGGACCAAAUCGAAAUUUCGCAAAGGAAUUGAUUUAUUUCGUGACAAAACCUCCGAUUUACGCAACCAAACUCUCAAAGUUGCGGCUUUUAGCCACAUUCCAGGUACCACCAAAAGUUUGCAAGAGAAGACUGCAAGAACAGUCAUUGGGAAUUUCUCAGGGACUGAAGUUGAAAUUUUGCAAACGGUUUCAGCCGCCAUGAACUUCCAUUGUGAGCUUUACGAACCGGUGAAUGUUGAUGUGGAUUUGUGGGGUGGGAAACAAAGCUCAGGGAAGUACACAGGCUUAGUGGGUGAGAUGGUUAGUACCAACGCCGAUAUAGCGCUAGGGGAUUUGUACUACACUCCGUACAUUCUUGAUUUGAUGGAUUUAAGCAUUCCUUAUAAUACCGAGUGUCUCACGUUUCUAACACCUGAGUCACUGACUGAUAAUUCGUGGAAAACACUGAUUCUACCUUUCAAACCGGCAAUGUGGGCUGCAGUCCUAGUUUGUCUUUUAAUUUGUGGUGCCGUUUUUCAUGCUUUAGCACGGUUUCAUGAAACUAUAAGCCAGAAUAAAUCGCAAGUUUUAGAAAUUCAUACGAAACGCAAAAAAAUCAUAAUUUUAUCAAUUUGUCCCGAAAUCGAGAAACUUGAUUCUAAUCUUAAAUACACAAAAAUGAGGGAACAAUACAAACCUCCACGAUUUGAAGGCCAGUCAAUCGGACUCUAUCAAUUCAGUGAACCUUUCAAUAGUGUUUUGUACACCUAUAGUAUGCUACUUUUAGUUUCUUUGCCCAAAUUACCAACAGGUUGGUCGCUUCGCAUGUUAACAGGGUGGUACUGGCUUUAUUGUUUGCUACUUGUGGUAGCUUAUAGGGCCAGUAUGACUGCUAUUUUAGCACGACCAACUCCUCGCGUCACAAUUGACACUCUUCAAGAAUUGGUAAACAGUCGGUUGAAAUGCGGCGGUUGGGGCGAAAUAAAUCGCCAGUUUUUUAAAUCAUCUCUCGACCCAAUAACGAAAUUAAUCGGCGAAAAUUUCGAACUAGUUAACGAUUCAAACGAAGCAGUUGAUCGUGUGGCACAAGGCGUGUUCGCAUUUUACGAAAACAGCUAUUACCUGAAGGAAGCUUUAGUAAAAAGACAAUUACGAUUUCAAAUCGCUAGGACCACUCAGAAUCAGUCCGAAAGAGAAAUGCGCGAUAUUGCACGAGAGGAUCGUAAUUUGCAUAUAAUGACGGACUGUGUCAUCAAAAUGCCCAUUUCGAUCGGGUUGCAGAAAAACUCACCGAUUAAACCACGAGUUGAUAAAUAUAUUAGGCGAGUUUUGGAAGCUGGAUUGAUUAAAAAGUGGUUGCAAGACGUGAUGGCGUCGAUUUUAAACGCCGAAGUACAAAGUACGCAAGAGGAAAUGAAAGCGAUCAUGAACAUGAAAAAGUUUUUUGGGGCAAUUGUAGCUCUAUUUAUUGGUUAUUUCAUCAGUGUUGUCGUAUUAAUUGUGGAGAAUGUUUACUUUCAUUUCUUUGUCAAAAGGAAUCCGCAUUACAACAAAUACACCAGAAGCAUUCAUCACGUAAAAAAAGCGGAGAAAUUUCAUUUGACUUUCUGAGAGAUAACAACAACUGUGACAACUGUCAAAAGCAGCGUAUUGGUGUAAAGUCAAAGCCCUCUUGACAAUUUUUCCAAAAGUGUGAUUACAGGCAUUUAUCAAACUUUUUGAGCAAAAUAAUCCUUCC